UCAUGUCCGCGGGCGGAGACUUCGGGAAUCCGCUGAGGAAAUUCAAGCUGGUGUUCCUGGGGGAGCAGAGCGUUGGAAAGACAUCCUUGAUCACCAGAUUCAUGUAUGACAGUUUUGACAACACCUACCAGGCAACAAUUGGUAUUGACUUUUUAUCAAAAACAAUGUACUUGGAGGAUCGAACAGUACGAUUGCAAUUAUGGGACACAGCAGGUCAAGAGCGGUUCAGGAGCUUGAUUCCUAGCUACAUUCGUGACUCCACUGUGGCAGUUGUUGUUUAUGAUAUCACAAAUGUUAACUCAUUCCAGCAAACUACAAAAUGGAUUGAUGAUGUCAGAACAGAAAGAGGAAGUGAUGUUAUCAUCAUGCUAGUAGGAAAUAAAACAGAUCUUGCUGACAAGAGGCAAGUAUCAAUUGAGGAAGGAGAGAGGAAAGCCAAAGAGCUGAAUGUUAUGUUUAUUGAAACAAGUGCAAAAGCAGGAUACAAUGUAAAACAGCUCUUCCGACGUGUUGCAGCAGCUUUGCCUGGAAUGGAAAGCACACAGGACAGAAGCAGAGAAGACAUGAUUGACAUAAAACUGGAAAAGCCUCAGGAGCAACCAGUCAGUGAAGGAGGCUGUUCCUGCUAAUCUUCCAUGGCAUCUUCAACUUUUCUUCAGAAGCUCACUGCUUUGGCCCCCUUACUCUUUCAUUGACUGCAGUGUGAAUAUUGGCUUGAACCUUUUCCCUUCAGUAAUAACGUAUUGCAAUUCAUCAUUGCUGCCUGUCUCGUGGAGAUGAUCUAUUAGCUUCACAAGCACAAAAAAGUCAGUGUCUUCAUUAUUUAUAUUUUACAAAAAGCCAAAUGAUUCCAACAUAUUCCAGUGAUAACUUUAAAAAUUAGAUACGUUUUCUCAAUUUUUGUUUCCUUUUCAAUGUUAGGAUAACGUACUUCAAAAUGAUGGAAAUUCCAACAGUCUGUGGCUAGGUUAAGGAGCAAUUGUUCACAGCAGCACUUGCCUACCUACUUGAUCUCUCUCUGCUUUUCUCACCUCUCCCUUAUUGCAUUCCCUAUUCUUACCAUCUCUCCCUCAAAACAAAUGAGGUAUGACAAAGCAGGAGUUAGACCAAGCCCAAUGGAGUUAUCCUUCAAAUUUAGUGAUACCACUUGCUCUAGGCCUUGGGCCAAGAUGUCCAAAAUUAUUCUUGAGCGCUGAUAUAAAUUACUUAGACUUUAUUUGAGGUCAAAACUCAACUAUCAUGGUAGGCAGUGCUUGAAUAAGAAAAGGGUUCUGAUGCAUCUUCAAAAUGAGUCCUAAUGAACACAGUGAGUACUUACAAAUUAAAUGAACAUAAAAUGUAUUUCAGACCAAAACAAAUGACCCUUUCACAUGUUAGUCCCUGGGAGAGAAGAGUUAACAGUGCUUCAGAACAUGUUUUUAAUACUGAAUUCUCCCAGUGAACUAUUUCUCCCAGGAUUUUAAAAUUCUCAACAUAGAGUUAUUCUGUUUGUUUAAAAAAAGAAGAAAACUUUUGUAAGCAAUAGAUUUCUCUUGGGUUUUUCUUUGUUUCAAAAAAUGCUAUGCAGGCAAGGCACUACAGAAAUCAAAUUCUUUUAAGAAGAACCAGCGGAAGAAUUUAAACUUGGUACCGUGAUCAAAACUACAAUAAACAAUGAUAUCUAAAGCUAUCAUUGUAGAAACAAUGAUAUCUAAAGCUUAACAACAAAAGAAUCCUCAACAGAAUAGCAAAUACUUUGCUCAGGACAUUUGAGGUCAAAUUGAAAAUGGAAACAGGUUUCUUAUAAGCCCCUAGUGGCAGAUCUGGAAAAGCAUACAUAGAAGAGGGAAAGGAGAGAAUGGAAGUAAAACUUAAUAUUAUGCAGAUUUAUGCCUUAUUUUUUAGCAUUUUUUUUUUAAUGUUGGGUCUUUCAGGCUGGUUUUGCUUUUUAUUAGAUCUGUAUAGUUUGGUUAAUUAACUAGUGAUUUAGUUUUAUAUUUAAGCUACAAUUAAUCUUUUUUCUUUGUUGAUAUUUAUUUCUUUGCCUUUUUUUUUAAACUACUUUCAGUUUUUAGAUGUUUUGUCUGAUCUAUUUAGAGCUUCAUCACCAUGGCAAUAUAUAUUUCCCUUAAAACACUGUAAACAAAUAUACUAGGAGUGCACCAUUUUAAUCUUUACUAGUUAUUGUGAGAUUGCUGUGUAAGUUAAUAAACACAUUUGUAAAUACAUUAUUUGCAGGACGAAAAUUUCUGAGUUACAGCUCAGGAAAAGCCUGCUGAAUUUACGUUGUAAGCAUUACUUAACACAGUAUAAAGAUGAAAAGACAACAAAAAAUAUCUUCAUACUUCCUCAUCCCCUCAUUGCAACAAAACCCUUAACUGGGAACCUUAUUCCCCUCUCUUUCCUCUUCCUUCUCCAGUUCCCACUUAUUGUCACCUUGUAAUAUUCAGAGAGCACUUGGAUUAUGGGUCUGAAUAGAGAAAUGCUUUCAGAUAAUCAUUAGCCCACAUACCAGUAACUUAUACUCAAAGAUGGGAUGGAGUUGUAAAGUGCUUUUAUAAUACAA
Molecule: messenger RNA, 2545 nt
Organism: Puma concolor (puma)
Lineage: Eukaryota; Metazoa; Chordata; Mammalia; Carnivora; Felidae
Gene: RAB6A
Product: RAB6A, member RAS oncogene family
Molecular function (GO): GTP binding; GTPase activity
Source: RefSeq, a predicted model, not a curated record